ACGACACAGAUCCAAUCAGGAGUUCCUUCCCACUCGCCAGUUUGUAUGCCGCAAUCUGCACCUACAAGCCCUCACCUCGACUCCAUAUGUAUUUCGACCGAGCCUAGGUUUCCUCUCAUAUGGAACCCGGUAUUGGUUUCUCUGUCUUCCCUUAGCACUGAUGGGUCUUUUCCCGUGGUAUACUGAACACUCGCCGGAUCGGGUGAUUCCUUGGACCUCCGAGUUUCCUGACGACGUCUAUUCCCUCGGUGACGUCCUCGGUAAAGGCUCAUUCGGUUCAGUGUUCGAGUGCGUGGAGAAGAAAACAGGUCAAUGUUUAGCCUGUAAAGUGAUUCUGAAGAAUUUGAUCAGGAAUGAGGAGGACAAGUGGGAAUUACGACGGGAAAUGCAGAUUAUGCGGGAAUUAGGGUGCCAUUGCAACAUCGUUUCCCUGCAAAGAGUUUACGAGGACCCUUCAGCGAUAUAUUUCGUGAUGGAGAGGUGCUCAGGUGGCGAUCUCUUGGGUUACAUCAGCAGAAGAGGUCAGGUUCCUGAAGUCGAAGCUGCGAAGAUUUUUCGUCAAUUGGUAACGGCGGUGGCGUUUUGCCACGAGCACGGCGUGGUUCAUCGCGAUCUGAAGCCUGACAACGUCCUGAUUACACGUCAGCAAUCAGAGCCUUCACCUCCUGCCGAUCCGUCGUCUGAUGACCUCAGUACUUUGAAGGAACCACUGAGUUCUGUCUUUGCGGCAUUUUUUCAUUCAUCGGAUCAAUCAUGUAAAUCUCCAGUUGCCAAUGCAGAAUCUGGGGCCGUUCAAAGUUCUCUCCAAGUUAAGCUGACAGAUUUUGGCCAGGCUGUGACAUGUAGAAGGGAGGGCUUCAUCGGUGGAGCGGCAGGAAGCCUGCCCUACACGGCUCCUGAACUGCUGUGCAGAUUGAAAUACAACGAGAAGGUGGACGUGUGGAGCUUGGGGGUAAUCCUCUACACUAUGCUCGCAGGAAGAUGGCCAUUUUAUUCGUCAAAGAGGAGCAUUAUGAAGAAGUUAAUUUGUGCUGGACAGCUGGACGUGGUUUCUGGGCCCUGGCAUUCAAUCUCUGCUGAAGCGGAAGGCCUGGUCAAGAGAAUGUUGGCUGUGAAUCCAUCCCACCGACCAUCCUGUAGAGAGCUGCUUCAGCAUCCAUGGCUCAGAUGACCUCCUACAUGAACGAGAUGGUAGACUAUUGAAGGCAGUGUUCAGCAUGUAGUGCAUA
Closterium sp. NIES-67 is the source of this 1229-nucleotide messenger RNA. The record is from the annotation of a GenBank genome assembly. Lineage: Eukaryota; Viridiplantae; Streptophyta; Zygnematophyceae; Desmidiales; Closteriaceae.